Balaenoptera musculus (blue whale) is the source of this 3625-nucleotide messenger RNA. RefSeq names its product transmembrane protein 200A (gene TMEM200A). The record is from RefSeq and is a predicted model, not a curated record. Bases 695 to 2170 code for a protein of 491 amino acids. The transcript is spliced from 4 exons. NCBI's taxonomy places the organism in Eukaryota, Metazoa, Chordata, Mammalia, Artiodactyla, Balaenopteridae.
UGGCAGCGCCGCGCCCGCUGCCCGAGCCCCGCCGGGAUGGGGAGGGAGAGCGCGGCUGCCCGCGGCUGCCGAGCUUCCUGCUGACGCCCCCGACCCCGCCGCCUCCUUCGCUCGGCUCCGGAGGCGCCCGAGGUCCCACCAGCUCCGGGAGUGAGAGCCGCGACAGGCGACCGGACCCCCGAGGCCCCGAGCUCGGGACAGAUAGGAUUACACAGUGGUCUUGUUCCUGUCCUGAUUCAUCACGGUCACAGAGUGGCCUCGUCUGGUGUGGAUGCACUGUGAAAUCAUUUCCAUCCAACAGAACCCCAGGGCCAGCUCCCGAAUGUCAGGUCUACUGUGCUCUUUCAUAAACUGGAAAUUAUAUUCCAAAGUGUAUCUGAUUUCAUGCACCAACCGAGAUUCCCAUUACAAUAUGAUCCUGUUAGUGAAUUCUUCUCUUGGAGUUACUGAGGUAUCAUGCUAGGAGUUUCCUGGUGAAGGAGUUGCAAGAAGCAAGAAUGCAUAAAGGAAGAGAUAACAGGGCCUUCGAUCGGUGGCAGUGAUGUUCGAGAGAACUGGACAAAGUAAAGACAGGUUUUGAAGGCAGAACCAGCAGACAUUGGUAACUGAGAGCAUGUCGGAAAAUGUGGGCCAAGAUCCUCCAAGAUUUUAGCAUGGAUGGUGGUAGUAUUCAUACAGAAUAAAAGACUGAACUAUGAUAGCAACUGGUGGAGUGAUAACUGGCCUGGCCGCCUUGAAGAGGCAAGACUCCGCCAGAUCGCAGCAUCAUGUCAACCUCAGCCCGUCGCCUGCUGCCCAGGAGAAGAAACCGGUCAGGCGUCGACCUCGGGCCGAUGUCGUGGUUGUUCGCGGCAAGAUCCGGCUUUAUUCCCCAUCUGGUUUCUUCCUCAUUUUAGGAGUCCUUAUCUCCAUUGUAGGAAUCGCAAUGGCAGUCCUUGGAUAUUGGCCUCAAAAAGAACGUUUUAUCGAUGCUGAGACGACAUUGUCAACAAACGAAACUCAGGUCAUCCGGAGCCAAGGUGGCGUGGUGGUCCGCUUCUUUGAGCAGCAUUUGCAUUCUGAUAACAUGAAAAUGCUUGGCCCUUUCACAAUGGGGAUUGGCAUUUUCAUUUUCAUUUGUGCUAACGCCAUUCUUCACGAGAACCGUGACAAAGAAACAAAAGUCAUACAUAUGAGGGAUAUCUAUUCCACAGUCAUCGACAUCCACACGCUAAGAAUCAAGGAGCAAAAGCAUAUGAAUGGCAUCUACCCUGGUUUAAUGGGGGAAACGGAAGUAAAACAGAAUGGGCACUCCUGUGCCUCGAGACUGGCAGCAAACACCAUUGCUUCUUUUUCAGGUUUUAGGAGCAGUUUUCGGAUGGACAGUUCUGUUGAGGAGGAUGAGCUGGUGAUAAAUGAAAGUAAGAGUUUUGGACACCUUAUGCCACCUUUGCUCUCUGACAGCUCUAACUCUGUUUGUGGCCUCUAUCCACCUCCUUCCCAGACAACUGAUGAUAAGACCAGUGGCCCUAAGAAAUGUGAAACCAAGUCAAUUGUGUCAUCGUCCAUCAGUACUUUUACAUUGCCUGUGAUCAAACUUAAUAAUUGCGUUAUCGAUGAGCCCAGUAUAGACAACAUCACUGAGGAUGCUGAUAACCUCAAAAGUAGGUCGAGGAAUUUGUCAAUGGACUCCCUGAUGGUCCCUUUGCCCAAUACCAGUCAGUCCUUCCAGCCAGUCAGUAUGAUGAUCCCAAGGAAUAAUUCCAUUGGGGAGUCACUGUCAAGUCAGUACAAGUCCUCUGUGGCCCUUGGACCUGGGGCUGGACAGCUCUUGUCUCCUGGGGAUGCUAGAAGACAGUUUGGGUCCAACACAUCCUUGCAUUUGCUCUCGUCACAUUCGAAAUCCUUAGACUUAGACCGGGGUCACUCCACCUUAACCGUUCAGGCGGAACAACGGAAACAUCCAAGUUGGCCUCGGUUGGAUCGAAGCAACAGCAAAGGAUACAUGAAACUAGAGAACAAAGAGGACCCGAUGGAGAGGCUGCUUGUACCCCAAGCUGCAAUCAAGAAAGACUUUACCAAUAAGGAGAAGCUUCUUAUGAUUUCAAGAUCUCACAAUAAUUUGAGUUUUGAACACGAUGAGUUUUUGAGUAACAACUUGAAGCGGGGAACUUCUGAAACAAGGUUUUAAUGUUGAAAAAAUAUCUUAUUUUACAAGGCUAUAUAUUCUAAACCUAUUUUCACCAGUGUUCCCUUGUUAAAGCCUUGGUUAUAAGCCUUUUUAAUCAAAUGGUUUGUAGUGUAUUAGACCUGGCUGCUUAAUUCUGUAAUGGAGAUGGUUAUAUGUUUGGAUUACUUAGGAUUGCAGUACUCUAUAUUACUACAUAUGAAUUUAUUUUUUUCCGUUCCCUUGAAAGCAUGGGCUCUUUCAUUGAUACGAAUACAAAAUAAUUCCAUCCAAAUUAAAGUUCCUAUUCUUUACUUUAAAGUUCUUUCAUUGAUGGUCAUAUUCAUAGAGCAAAGUGACCAGUUUAGAAAAGGCAGGGUACCAAAGUGUAGACUAGAAGUGCCAAAUUCAAUGCAAAUCUUAGGUGUCAUUUUCUGAAAAGUUGCUUUUAUAUAGGAUUGGUUAAAUUAUUUAAAAGGAAAAAAAUCUAGCUUCCGUGCGAGCUAAAUAAUGUGAAUUGGUUAAAUUGGCUUAGUUCUGAGUAGCUAAUUGACAGGAAUUGGUUGAGUUGGUUGUGACUUGUACCCUGAGCUCUAGGUAGGUAGUAUUUUUUCAAAAUCAGUUCUAUUUUAGUGAUAUUUUAUUAAGAAACCAUGUAUUCAAGAGCCAUGGCUGAAAAUGCCAGAUAUUCUUAGGGGUAAAUAUCAAAAUGCUCAGCUAUAACUUUAGAUAUUCAGAAUCAAAAUUUCUUUGCAACUGACUUGUAAAAUGAAUGAACCAAUUUAGUGUUUAGAAGUGCUAUCUUGAAAUAAUUAUAUAUAUGAAGAAAAGAUUGACUAAUGAAUGAAAAUACAUGCUAGUUAAUGCUAACUAGUCUCAGUACCUUUUCCUAGCCGUCUCUCUUAUCAUCUAAUACCCACUGACUCCUGCAUCCUUGUUUUCCCCCAAUAUUUUUUAGAUCCUGUUAUUUGGAAUGUAAUCAGCUAACCUUGACAUUUCUUUUAUCUUUGCAUAUCACUAAGUUGGUGGUUGAAGAAAAUUUAGUCCUUGAUACAUUGCCUUGAAAUUUACCUUAUGCUAGAAAGCCUUAUGAUAACUCCAAAGACUUUCUUAUGGUGUAAUAAAUAUUUUGGAUUGUGGUUCUCAGUUAUUGAAGAUAAUAAAUAUUAAAAUGGAUUUUCCAUCAGAAAAUUUUCAUGUUUUCUGUUAAGGUAACCUAAUUUUAAAAAGUUGUUUAACGGAAUACUCAGGAAAUUUUACAAGUUUUUCCCAAUGCAUACACAUUUCUGAACAUCAGUAUUGCAGUUGUUGUGGAAGAGGAGAAGGAUGAUAUCUUUGUAUCUGUAGCUCCCCACAAUUCCACCUUGUAUUAGCAUCACGAGCUUCCUUGGACUGAGGCACAGUGUUACUUGUUAGAACAUCAAGCCUGUGUAUUGUAAUGGAGUGGGCUUAAUACUUUACGAUAAAGCAUUUAAUAAA